Rhinichthys klamathensis goyatoka is the source of this 4473-nucleotide messenger RNA. It is a transcript of the gene ano3, whose product is annotated as anoctamin 3. The transcript has 26 exons. Gene Ontology annotation, molecular function: chloride channel activity; protein dimerization activity. Gene Ontology annotation, cellular component: plasma membrane. Gene Ontology annotation, biological process: chloride transmembrane transport. Bases 168 to 3113 code for a protein of 981 amino acids. The record is from RefSeq and is a predicted model, not a curated record. Lineage: Eukaryota; Metazoa; Chordata; Actinopteri; Cypriniformes; Leuciscidae.
CUCCAGAACACGGGUCAUUCUUCUAUCGAGCCGCUGAAGGGUGUCCAUCCAUCCAUCCUCUUACAGUCCGUAACCAUGACAACAGCCCCGGAUGGUGGCGCGCGAGGCUAGACAGGUGUUGGGUUGCGCAGAGGAGAGACACCCACGCGAUCGCUCCAUACUUUCCCAUGUAUCCUUCCUUCAUCUUCUGUCCGCGAGGAUCUCUAUCGGGAAUCACCAUGGUGCAUCAUUCUGGAUCCAUACAGUCCUUCAAGCAGCAGAAGGGUAUGCACACCAGCAUCAGUGAGAUUUUGAAGGAGAAAACGCUAAAGUCGUCCCGCCGCAGUUUGCCAUGUCUGGCUCAGAGUCAGACACAUCCUGAGAACCUCAAUCACUUCCUGUCUGUGCCUCUGAGUCCUGAACCCAAAACAUACAGUCACAGCGUCAGUGCCUCCUGCGCACACAUCAUACCUCCUCCCACAGACACAGGUCAGGAUGUCUAUAUGGAAGAGAGGGAGACGGGGGAUUUUGCACCUAAAACAGAUGAAACGCACCACGUCCAGCAGAAGCCGGUGUCCAGAGGAAAGCUAGAGGCCCGCACAGAAUCCAUACAGGGGAACCCCUCAGGAUUGAUGUUUAGAGAUGGGAAGAAGCGUAUCGACUACAUCUUGGUGUAUAAGAAAUCCAGCCUUCAGGUGGAGAAGAGGUGCACGUUUGAGAGGAACCUGCGGGCAGAAGGUCUAAUGCUGGAGAAGGAGCCCUCAUUAACCAACAGUGAUAUCCUGUUUGUGAAGAUUCAUGCACCAUGGGACACGCUGUGUAAAUAUGCAGAGCAAAUGAACAUUAGAAUGCCCUUCAGGAAAAAGUGUUACUUCAGAGACUGGAAGAAAAAAAAUAUGGGAAGUCAAUUUCAGCUGAGAUUUCGUCAGUUGAAAAGCUGGCUACCCAGGAACCCUAUGAAACUGGAUAAGGAGGCAUUACCAGAUCUGGAGGAAACGGAUUGCUACACCGCCCCCUUCAGCAGGGCCAGAGCGCACCACUUUACCAUCAACAACAGAGAGACGUUUUUCUCAAACUCAACCAGAAGCAGAAUAGUACAUCAUGUACUACAGCGCACAAAGUAUGAGGACGGGAAGUCUAAGAUGGGCAUUAAUCGGUUACUUGGCAACAGCACAUAUGAGGCAGCGUUUCCUCCACAUGAGGGAAGUUACAAAAGCAGACAUCCGAUUAAAACCCAUGGGGCUCAAAACCACAGACACCUUUUGUACGAAAGAUGGGCACGCUGGGGAAUCUGGUACAAAUACCAGCCUUUAGACCUCAUACGGCGGUACUUCGGAGAGAAGAUCGGGCUGUAUUUUGCCUGGUUGGGCUGGUAUACAGGUAUGCUGAUCCCUGCUGCUCUAGUUGGCCUCUUUGUCUUCCUCUAUGGGCUUUUCACUAUGGACUCCAGCCAAGUAAGUAAAGAGAUCUGUGAGGCCAACACCACCAUCAUGUGCCCCAUGUGUGAAGGCAACUGUAGCUCUUGGACGCUUAGUGACAGCUGUGUCUAUGCAAAGGUGACCCAUCUUUUUGAUAAUGGAGGCACAGUCUUCUUUGCUAUCUUCAUGGCAAUAUGGGCCACAGUAUUCCUUGAGUUCUGGAAGAGGAGAAGAGCGGAGUUAACCUACGACUGGGAUUUGAUUGACUGGGAGGAGGAGGAGGAGGAACUACGGCCCCAGUUUGAAGCCAAAUACUCCCGGAAGGAGAGGGUAAACCCUAUCUCAGGGAAACCAGAGCCCUUCCAGCCCUUCACAGACAAACUCAGCCGACUCAUGGUGUCUGUUUCGGGAAUCUUCUUCAUGAUCUCUCUGGUUCUGACAGCCGUGUUUGCCGUGGUGGUGUUCCGGCUCAUUGCCAUGGAGAAGUUUGCUUCUUUCCAGUGGGAGUUUGUGAAGAAGAACUGGCAAUUCGCCACCUCAGGCACUGGAGUCUGCAUCAACUUUAUGAUCAUAAUGUCUCUGAAUGUGGUCUAUGAGAAAGUGGCCUACCUACUUACAAACCUGGAACACCCACGGACAGAGUCGGAAUGGGAAAACAGCUUUGCCCUCAAGAUGUUCCUCUUCCAGUUUGUCAAUCUCAACAGCUCUACCUUCUACAUAGCUUUCUUUUUAGGGAGGUUUGCUGGCAGACCAGGGGAUUAUAAUAAGCUGUUUAACCGGUGGAGGAUGGAGGAGUGUCAUCCCAGUGGUUGUCUGAUCGACUUGUGCCUACAAAUGGGAGUGAUAAUGGUGUUGAAACAGAUCUGGAACAACUUCAUGGAGCUGGGCUACCCACUGUUGCAGAACUGGUGGUCUCGGCGUAAGAUGAAACGAGCAGGUGAGCAAAAUAACAGUAAAGAAGGGCUUCCGCAAUGGGAUAGAGACUGGAACUUACAGCCUAUGAACGCACAUGGCCUGGUGGACGAGUACCUGGAAAUGGUUCUGCAGUUUGGUUUCACUACAAUCUUUGUGGCGGCGUUUCCUCUGGCUCCUCUCCUGGCUCUGCUCAAUAACAUCAUUGAGAUCCGAUUAGACGCCUACAAGUUUGUCACGCAGUGGAGGAGACCGAUGCCCGCCCGCGCUACUGACAUCGGUAUCUGGCAUGGAAUCCUGGAGGGAAUUGGAGUUGUGGCUGUCAUAACAAACGCCUUUGUCAUUGCCAUCACUUCAGAUUACAUCCCUCGCUUCGUCUAUGCAUUCAAAUAUGGGCCCUGUGUGGACAAGGGUUACCGGCAUGAGAAAUGUCUAAGAGGAUACUUGAACAACAGCUUGUCUAUUUUUGACAUGAAUGGAUUGAAAAACGGAAGUUACCAAAAUCAGUACUGCAGAUAUCGAGAUUACAGAGCACCUCCAUGGAGUCCUGAACCCUACGAUUUCACCUUGCAGUUCUGGCAUGUUUUGGCUGCCAGACUAGCCUUCAUCAUCGUCUUUGAGCACCUUGUUUUUGGCAUUAAGACCUUCAUAGCCCACAUGAUUCCAGACAUGCCCAAAGACCUGAGUGAUCGCAUGCGCAGGGAGAAAUACCUAAUGCAAGAGAUGGUGUAUGAGGCGGAACUGGAGCACCUGCAGAAAGAGCGGAAAAAGAAUGGCAAACGUUAUCACCAUGAGUGGCCUUAGCCAUGCCUGACCAUAAAUACACAGAUAAAUGCCCACUGGAGAAUCACAUACCCUACCCACAAAAGCACAUAAAUGCUUGAAAGUGGUUAACAAACGUCUUUGCGCAACUGCAGCACAAAUGUGAACACAGGCAUUCAUGUAUGACCGUUCUGCUGCCUUGGAUGUCUGGCUGUAUUGACUCCAUGCAUGGACUGCCCACUUCAGAUUUUCAUUGCUAUAAUUAACCAGGGAGCGGAUUCAGUGUUUGUUUGAGGUCAAAACCUGAUCUCCGAGUGGGCCUUUAGAACCAGGAGUUGGCAGCUCUGCUCUGCACCAAAGAGGUUCUUCUCAGUCACAUGACCCCUGCCUGAGACCUCAAUUAUCCUGUUUUUCCAUCCUGCUGAUUGUGUUUACUCACUAGAGCAGUAGUUCUCAAACUGUACUGAUUGGAUACUUUAAAAAAAAGUUGGCUAGUUUAAGUUAAUUGGCUAAAAUUAGUUAUGAAAAGAACAAAACAGCAACCUGGCAAAAGAAAAAAAAUUGGUGGUUUGCCACAUUUAAAAGUUUGAGAACCACGGUAACGGAGAAAGCUCUGAUGAUGUUUCGUGGAUAUAAGAUCCAUUUGGAAAGAGUCGGAUUCAUUUGAAAGCAAGCGGAAAUGCAACAAAUUGGAUUUCCGAAAGCACAACUGGACCCGCCUGCCUUCUCAAUGGUCAAAAGAAAAAGUCUGUUCCAGAGUACACUGCUGAAAGAGUUCAAGGUGAAGGUCAUAUGAAGGAGUUUCACUUUUGCAAACCCUCGCUAUAUCCAUGUGCCGGAUCAUCAAGUUUUAAAUCAAUGGAUUACAGUGUUCUCUGAUACACAGUAAACUCAAGUGUGUAGAUGGGAAAUAACUUUGAAAAUAUUCAUUGAACACGCAUCCUUCCCAGCAUGGCCUGCAGAGAUGCGCUCUUUCAUCUGUGUCCUAUUAUAGUUCUGAAUGGAGCACUCGUGCGGUUGGAUUGUUUACUAUGCAGAUGAAGGGCUUUUGGAGUUCCUGUUCUCUGCUUGUCUACUUGUCUGCAUCUCUGUGCGUGGCAGCUAUCAUCCCGCUGUGAAGCAGAUCUCUACCUGGUGCCAGGCAAUGUGACGACGUUUACUUACGAACAUAUUUACCGAAUACGCCCUCUCUCUUCGCUUGCCAGCAUCUCACAUUGUGAUUCUUGUUACAAAAGUGGUUUCUGGUAAAAAAAAAAAAAAAAUUACCAAAUAAAAAUCAGUUUGUUUAUGCAAUUGAACGUUUUUUAUGUUCUACAUCGCCUUGAAAAGAUAUGCAGAUCUGUCUUUCAAUACAAUGUCAUUUUGUCUAGGCAAAAUAAAUUGCCAACUUUGGCAAAAUGGU